AUGGCGACUACACCAAUGCCAAUGCGUACAGCCCGCGCGAUCGCGCUCUCUCUAUCAUGGUGCUUCGCCGUCAUCGCCGCGUCUGUAGGCUUAAACUCCCUCAUCAAGUCGAAUCAAUCGCAGAGUCACUUGAAAAAGCUGGCUACGCCGCCUACGGUCGUUAGCAUCGAUGUUCAUGACAUAUUCGACGUCGGCGUCCUAGCAACAACCUCCUCAACCCUAAUCUCCAUCCUAACAUUCAACUACCUCCUCCCCCUCCUCCUCCCCAUCACCUCCUCAUCCCCAUUCAUCUCCCGCCUCCAAACACUAUCAACAAAAACCCUCCGCAUCCAAGCAUACUCCCUCUUCUUCUGCUGUAUUGUCUUGUUGGGAGCAAUGAUCCCAUUCAUGUUGUUCUUCGCUACGCGCGAGGCGGUGGUUCGUGCGUUCGUGGGGACGCUUGAGUUGCCUAAGGAGGUGGUUCAGAAGGUUUCCGCUGCUAGUGGGAGUACGCCUGUGUAUAGCAAGAUUGACUAUAUCAGAUUAGUGGCCAUCUUCCCAUGGUUCUCACUCUUCUUCACCUUUAUCGCGGCGGUUGUUUUGUUUAAAGCGGACAAGGUGGCGCGUGCUGCUGCUGUUUUGAAUGCUAAUUUGGAGACGAGCGAUGAGAAGGCAAGGUCGGAGGCGAGCGAUGAGAAGGAGACGGAGUCGCGUCUUGAGAAGGUCGAUGUCUGAUGAGUAGUUUGGGUGUUGAUUGUGUCGCCUUUUUCUGACUUGCUUUUGGAUAAUGGAUGUUAGGCAAGUUGAGUGGCGUUUUGUGUCAACGGGGUUUGAUGCCGGGUUAUGAGGUACAUAAUGUAUGUAUACCAAACGACGACGGUGACAAUGACAUGUAUGCAUUUUGUACUAGU
Molecule: messenger RNA, 890 nt
Organism: Laccaria bicolor S238N-H82
Lineage: Eukaryota; Fungi; Basidiomycota; Agaricomycetes; Agaricales; Hydnangiaceae
Exons: 3
Coding region: 1-714 (237 amino acids)
Source: RefSeq, a predicted model, not a curated record